This is a messenger RNA of Hansenula anomala, 1053 nucleotides long. RefSeq names its product 60S ribosomal protein eL8. The transcript has a single exon. NCBI's taxonomy places the organism in Eukaryota, Fungi, Ascomycota, Saccharomycetes, Phaffomycetales, Wickerhamomycetaceae. Gene Ontology annotation, cellular component: ribonucleoprotein complex. Bases 129 to 905 code for a protein of 258 amino acids. Gene Ontology annotation, biological process: ribosome biogenesis. The record is from RefSeq and is a predicted model, not a curated record.
UAUGGUGCUUCCCAUACCGAAUAUUUUUUUUUUCAUAGAGGAGUUUCAAAUAGGUGAAAAAAACUACAUCUUCGAUACUCUACGUUCUUGAAGCUGUUAUCUAUUCCCUUGAUCAACAUCUUUACAAAAUGGCUCCAAAAGGUAAAAAAGUCGCUCCAGCCCCAUUAGCUGGUUCAAAAGUCACCAAAGCUAAAGGUUCAAAAAACCCAUUAGCUGAAUCAAAACCAAAGAAAUUUGGUAUUGGUCAAAACAUUCAACCAAAAAGAAACUUGUCAAGAUUCGUUAAAUGGCCAGAAUAUGUUAGAUUACAAAGACAAAGAAAAGUCUUGUCUAUGAGAUUAAAAGUUCCUCCAGCUAUUGCUCAAUUCCAACAUACUUUAGACAGAAACACUGCUGCUCAAGCUUUCAAAUUAUUCAACAAAUACAGACCAGAAACUGCUGCUCAAAAGAAAGAAAGAUUAACCAAAGAAGCUGCCGCCAUUGCAGAAGGUAAAUCUAAACAAGAUGCUUCUCCAAAACCAUUUGUUGUUAAAUACGGUUUAAACCAUGUUGUUUCUUUAAUUGAAAACAAAAAAGCUAAAUUAGUUUUAAUUGCCAACGAUGUUGACCCAAUUGAAUUAGUUAUCUUUUUACCAGCUUUAUGCAGAAAAUUAGGAGUUCCAUACGCUAUUGUCAAAGGUAAAGCUAGAUUAGGUACUUUAGUUCACUUAAAAACCGCUGCCGUUGCUGCUUUAACUGAAGUUAAACCAGAAGAUGAAGCUUCAUUAGCUACUUUAGUCUCAACUGUUACUGCUAACUUCAACGAUAAAUUUGAAGAAAACAGAAAACACUGGGGUGGUCACAUCUUAGGUGCUAAAUCUCAAGCUAAAGCUGCUAAAAGAGCUAGAGCUUCUGAAAAAGCUUAAGUUUGAUUAUUAAAACUGGUUGUAAUUAUAUUUAAAAAAAGUUUUUUAAUGGAAAGUUUAAGUUUUGAAAUACUGAUAUUGAUGAGUUGUAGAGUUUUUAUCAUUUUGAGAUACCAUAUAUCUGUUUAUGAUAGUUCAUCUUUAGUUC